Aspergillus wentii DTO 134E9 is the source of this 750-nucleotide messenger RNA. RefSeq names its product histidine phosphatase family protein. Gene Ontology annotation, molecular function: phosphatase activity. The transcript has 3 exons. Gene Ontology annotation, cellular component: cytoplasm. Lineage: Eukaryota; Fungi; Ascomycota; Eurotiomycetes; Eurotiales; Aspergillaceae. The coding region runs from base 1 to 750 and encodes 249 amino acids. The record is from RefSeq and is a predicted model, not a curated record.
AUGCCCCCAAGAAUCCACAUCAUCCGCCACGCCCAGGGCGAACACAACAUCAACGACGCACAUCAUCUCCGUGAUCCCCUUCUCACUGCAAUCGGCAAGCACCAAUGCCAGGACCUCGCAGAGACAUUCCCCUUCCACAAUGAUAUCUCCAUCAUCCUUGCCUCGCCUCUGAAGCGAACGAUACAAACAGCCGCUUAUGUGUUUUCGUCCACAUUGGAGAAACGCCAAAUCCCACUUCUCUUAGCACCUAUGGCUCAGGAGAUAAGCCAUUUACCGUGCGAUCUGGGAUAUGAGCGUGAGAUUGUUCUAGAGGAGGGACCGAAGUUGGUCACCCAAGCGGCACCGGGGUAUGAUGUUGCAAAGUUGGAUAUGAGUUUGGUGGGUGAUGAUUGGAAUGCAAAGAAAGGAAUCUACGCAGCCACAGUCUCAGCCGUCCGCCAACGCGCAUUCCAACUCAGAGCAUGGCUCUAUCAGCGUCCGGAAAAACACGUCGCGUUGGUUUCUCAUGGUGGAUUCUUACACUACCUCAUAGAAGACUGGUCAUCGUAUGACAUAUCCCGCGGGACGGGAUUUUCAAACUGCGAAUGGCGACAGUAUGAGUUUACUCGUGAUUCGAAUGGACGUGAAGCGCAUCUGACAGAGAGUGGGAGUACGCGUGAGAAACAGGAUAUGCCAGCUGGUGUAGAUGCGCAUAUUAUCCAUGAGAUAGAGGGGGUAGAGAAGGUGCGGUGUGUUGGGCUGGUUGUUUGA